Molecule: messenger RNA, 2899 nt
Organism: Eurytemora carolleeae
Lineage: Eukaryota; Metazoa; Arthropoda; Copepoda; Calanoida; Temoridae
Gene: su(f)
Product: protein suppressor of forked
Exons: 22
Coding region: 35-2167 (710 amino acids)
Biological process (GO): mRNA 3'-end processing
Cellular component (GO): nucleus
Molecular function (GO): protein binding; mRNA binding
Source: RefSeq, a predicted model, not a curated record
AUUCACUUUUAAAAGAGAUCGAUAGUUUGGAACUAUGACGAUCAAUCCUGAUCGCAUAAUUGCUGCUCGGCGGAAAAUCGCUGACGAACCGUUUGAUGUGGAUAGUUGGCUUUUACUGCUCAAACAUGCACAAUGCCGAAGUAUUGAUGAAGCUAGGGAGACCUACGAGGAAAUCAUAAGUACCUUUCCCUCCAACGGACGAUUCUGGAAAGCGUAUAUAGAGCAUGAAAUGCGUAUGGGGAACUACGAAAAAACAGAAAAGUUAUUUCAGCGUUGCCUUAUUAAGGUUUUAUCGAUAGAACUGUGGAAAACAUAUCUGCAAUAUGUCAAGGAUACUAAAUCCUCUCUACCGUCUUUCAAGGAGAAGAUGGCCCAGGCUUACGACUUCGCGCUUGACAAGAUGGGGUUGGACAUUCAGUCCAACGGACUCUGGAAUGACUAUAUUAACUUUUUAAAGGGAGUUGAAGCUGUUGGAUCCUACGCUGAAAACCAGAAGAUUGCUGCGAUCAGAAAAGUUUAUCAGCGUGCAGUCAUAACACCAAUCAUAAACAUUGAGCUCAUGUGGAAGGAAUACACAACGUUUGAACAGAAUGUAAAUCCAAUGAUCGCCGAACGAUUAACAACUGAGCGAUCGCGUGAUUAUAUGAACGCGAGGAGAGUUGCUAAGGAGUAUGAAGCGAUUACGCGAGGUUUAAACAAAGUUGCUCCAUCAGUGCCACCAACAGGCUCAAGUGAGGAACUGAAGCAGAUUGAUCUAUGGAAUAAUUACAUUAAUUGGGAAAAGUCGAAUCCUCUAAAGAUUGAGGAUCCUGGUUUAGUUGGGCGUAGAACUAUGUUUGCGUAUGAACAAAGUUUGUUGUGUUUGGGUCAUCAUCCUGAUAUUUGGUUCGAGGCUGCUCUUUACCUUCAAGAAACUGCUAAAGUACUCCAGGAGAAGGGAGAUGUAGAAACUGCCAAAUCCUUCAUAGAGCAAGCAAGUCAGCUGUAUGAAAGAGGAAUAUCCGGAGUACUUAGUACGUGUAUGCUUCUGUAUUUUUCCUAUGCAGACUUUGAGGAACAAAACAUGAAAUUUGAAAAGGUGCAUACGAUCUACCAGAAGUUUCUAGAUAUUCCCGAGGUUGACCCAACUCUGGCCUAUGUACAGUACAUCAAAUUUUGCCGGCGAGCAGAAGGAAUAAAAUCUGCCAGAAUUGUUUUCAAACGAGCACGUGAAGAUACCAGAUCUAACUUUCAUGUUUAUGUUUGCGCAGCUCUCAUGGAAUAUUACUGCUCAAAGGAUAAGAGUGUGGCGUUUAAAAUAUUUGAGCUUGGAUUGAAAAAGUUCAGCGGCAGUGCUGAAUUCAUUCUGGCAUAUCUUGAUUAUCUCUCACAUCUAAAUGAAGACAAUAAUACCCGAGUUCUGUUUGAGAGAGUUUUGACUGGAAACACAAUAAACGCAGAGGAGUCCGUGGAUAUUUGGAACAAAUUUCUUGACUUUGAAUCAAACAUAGGAGACCUUGCCAGUGUUAUAAAGGUAGAGAAGAGGCGCGCUGCUGCACUUGUUGAGGUCGGGUUGACCGGGGGGGAGGACAAGCAUACCUGCCAGGUCAUAGAUAGAUACAGAUUCAUGACGUUGCUUCCUUUAUCUGACGCAGAGCUGAGAUCAAUCGGUUAUCAUGACUCCUACAAGCAUACAACCGGAAACCCUCUCCUCUCACACCAACCUAAGCGUGGGGGUGGAAAGAUGAACGGCGCGCUACUCGUCGAUCCAGACAAUGUGGCGCGCCCUGACUUUUCUCAGAUGGUGCCGUUCAAACCAAAGGUGAACUGGAGGCCUGGUGAGUUUAUGGUUCCAGGAGGAGCAUUUCCCCUUCCUCCUUCGGCAGCAGAGCUCUGUACAAUCCUACCCCCGCCAACAUCAUUCAAAGGUCCCUAUGUGAACGUUGAUAAACUAUGCGAUAUAUUUGAUAAAAUCCGAUUACCUGAUUCCCCGGCCUCGGCAGGAACUGAACCAAACAGUAUUAAACUAUUUGAUCUCGCUAAAUCAGUGCAAUGGAUCGUCGGGGCCGACGAUAGCCGUAAACGGAAAUCAAUCGGUCGUAAGGGGGACGAUUCGGACGAUGACUCAAAUAUAUCAGCGCCGACGAACGAUCUUUAUCGGAAACGGCAACAGAAGAAGAUAAAGUGAGGGGAGUGAAUGAUAAAAUGUAUUUAUACCAGCCACUGUUCAUCUAAGAACAAAAGAUGUAUCCUGUUUACUUUAAAUACACUGCCAUGCUCAUUUAUGUCGCAAAACUUCUAACAAAUUGAACAUACAUAAUACAAUUAAGUACAGCUCAAGCUGUGGACCUGUGGACUUGUAUUUUACAAACAAAAUUCACACAGUUUUGUUUUGUUGUCACACUGAACAGUGCACAUGUUGAAUCAAACAAUUAGAGCCCUGUAUAUCGUACUAGCCUUAAUUGUUUGUUGUACAAACUAAUAAUUUACUGUAUGUAAUGUAGCAGGAUUGAUGUAUUUAUUGCUCUAAAAUUUUUUCAUCAAAGAUAUCAAAAUUCCAGGCCUUUACGGAACUUCAUUUUGUCACUUUAAACCAGGGGUGUAUAUUUGCUGAAAAAAUACUCCCUCCCCCCACCUAUGGAAAUAAUUGUUGUGUAAAAAGUAUCAAAAAGGAUGAAAAAACUUUUUUUUUGAUGUUUAAUUUUUCAUUUUUCUCCAGAUCCUGAAAUUAUACACUUCCUACGUUAAGCUCUACUCGAUAAAAAAAAAUCACCUAAAAUGAAACAACACUAAAGCAUUUACCUUCUCUCCCUUUUAUCCUCAUCGAAAAGUCAAAAUUGAUUAUCCUUUAAUCUAACCUAUUUUGUAAGAUAUCAAGUUGUUCGAACCAAUUGUUAUUUUGUGCAUUUGUAUUUUCAGA